This is a messenger RNA of Perognathus longimembris pacificus (Pacific pocket mouse), 2324 nucleotides long. RefSeq names its product tetratricopeptide repeat domain 39C (gene Ttc39c). Gene Ontology annotation, molecular function: protein binding. The record is from RefSeq and is a predicted model, not a curated record. Lineage: Eukaryota; Metazoa; Chordata; Mammalia; Rodentia; Heteromyidae. The coding region runs from base 82 to 1824 and encodes 580 amino acids. Gene Ontology annotation, biological process: cilium assembly; otolith morphogenesis. The transcript has 14 exons.
GGGCUCAGGGCGCGCGCGCGGGAGGACGCCACAGCUGCCUCCCGGACCUCGCCUCGGCCCAGCGCGGGGCCUCGCGCGCCCAUGGCCGGCUCCGAGCAGCAGCGGCCACGGCGGCGGGACGACCGAGACUCGGACGCGGCAGCCGCGCCCCUGCAGGACGCGGAGCUGGCCCUGGCGGGCAUCAACAUGCUGCUCAACAACGGUUUUCGGGAGUCGGACCAGCUUUUCAAACAAUACAGAAAUCAUAGCCCUUUAAUGAGUUUUGGAGCCAGCUUUGUCAGUUUCUUGAAUGCCAUGAUGACAUUUGAAGAAGAAAAAAUGCAGUUGGCAUGUGAUGACUUAAAAACUACGGAGAAGCUGUGUGAAAGUGAGGAGGCUGGGGUCAUUGAAACGAUCAAAAAUAAGAUUAAGAAGAAUGUUGAUGCUCGGAAAUCUGCCCCCUCUAUGGUUGACCGACUGCAGAGGCAGAUAAUCAUAGCUGACUGUCAAGUUUACCUAGCUGUGCUGUCGUUUGUGAAACAAGAAUUGUCAGCAUACAUAAAAGGUGGGUGGAUUCUUAGGAAGGCCUGGAAGAUUUACAAUAAGUGCUAUGUGGACAUCAACACCCUUCAGGAACUGUAUCAGAAGACGUUAACUGAAGAGCCCUUGACUUCUGACGCUGCAAAUGAUAAUCACAUUGCGGCUGAAGGGGUGACUGAGGAGUCCCUAAACAGACUGAAAGGUGCUGUUAGCUUUGGAUAUGGCCUUUUUCACCUUUGCAUAUCCAUGGUACCCCCAAACCUGCUCAAAAUCAUCAACCUGCUGGGGUUUCCUGGAGACCGCCUACAGGGGCUUUCUUCACUGACGUAUGCGAGCGAAAGUAAGGACAUGAAGGCCCCUUUAGCUACGUUAGCUCUACUCUGGUAUCAUACCGUUGUCCGCCCGUUUUUUGCCUUGGAUGGCAGUGAUAACAAAGCAGGGCUUGAUGAAGCUAAGGAAAUUCUUCUCAAGAAAGAGGCUGCUUAUCCAAAUUCUUCCCUCUUUAUGUUUUUCAAGGGACGGAUCCAGCGACUAGAGUGUCAAAUCAACAGUGCCUUGACUUCCUUCCACACGGCUCUGGAGCUUGCGGUGGAUCAGAGAGAGAUUCAGCAUGUCUGUCUGUAUGAGAUCGGUUGGUGCAGCAUGAUUGAGCUCAACUUCAAGGAUGCAUUUGAUUCCUUCGAGAGGCUGAAAAAUGAAUCCAGGUGGUCGCAGUGCUACUAUGCGUAUUUGACAGCAGUUUGUCAGGGAGCCACUGGCGAUGUGGAGGGAGCACAGAUUGUCUUUAAAGAAGUUCAGAAACUCUUUAAAAGGAAGAACAAUCAGAUUGAACAGUUUUCAGUGAAAAAGGCAGAGCGGUUUCGGAAACAAGUGCCAACAAAAGUGCUGUGUGUACUGGCAUCCAUCGAGGUGCUGUACCUGUGGAAAGCCCUUCCCAACUGCUCCCUCCCCAACCUGCAGAGGAUGAGUCAAGCUUGCCAUGGAGUGGAUGAUUCAUCUGUUGCUGGCUUAAAGUAUCUGCUUCUUGGUGCCAUACACAAAUGUCUAGGAAACUCAGAAGAUGCUCUUCAGUUCUUUCAGCGAGCGGCUAAAGAUGAGUUAUGUCGUCAGAAUAACUUGUAUGUUCAGCCAUAUGCUUGCUAUGAACUUGGUUGUCUUCUACUAGACAAACCAGAGACUGUAGGAAGAGGAAGAACUCUAUUGCUUCAAGCCAAGGAGGAUUUCUCUGGCUAUGACUUUGAGAACAGAUUGCAUGUCCGCAUCCACGCCGCCCUGGCCUCCCUGAGGGAACUGGUUCCCCAGUGACAGGCCCUGCCCAGGCCGCGCUGUCUCCCCCCAACCAGGGUUCACACCUUCAAAUAAAAGCUGAGGACCAACCUGUUGUGAGGAUCGGCUUUUCUUCUGACAAGCCGCCUGUGCAGAGACAUAUUCUUCCGGUGACACCAACACAUUGACAAUCUCCUCUUUUCAGCUGGUGAUGUGUGGUGGUGGUGGUGGUGGUGAUGAUGAUGAUGAUGAUGAUGAUGAUGAUGAUGAUGAUGAUAAUGAACCACCACUGGGUGGGGGGGAGAGGUUAAGUGGCCUUGUUUAUUUUGGUUUGGUGACUUAUUAUUUUUAAAAUAAAGUCAAAGUCCCUAUUAAUCCUGGAGUCCUCGCAGGAACACAUACCUGAAGCACAGAUUGAAUGGCAGACCUGAUGCUGUAACCUGUAAAAGGUGACCGGUAUACCGUGACAGAACGUUUAUAUUGUGUUUUGAAAAACAAUAAUAAUAAUAAUAAUAAUAAAAGUGCUUUCUAUUGUUUUA